Hordeum vulgare subsp. vulgare (domesticated barley) is the source of this 2104-nucleotide messenger RNA. Its product is annotated as DNA damage-binding protein 2. The coding region runs from base 88 to 1785 and encodes 565 amino acids. Lineage: Eukaryota; Viridiplantae; Streptophyta; Magnoliopsida; Poales; Poaceae. Gene Ontology annotation, cellular component: nucleus; Cul4-RING E3 ubiquitin ligase complex. Gene Ontology annotation, molecular function: protein binding; damaged DNA binding. The transcript is spliced from 11 exons. The record is from RefSeq and is a predicted model, not a curated record. Gene Ontology annotation, biological process: response to UV; DNA repair.
GCGUCUCCCCCCUCACCACACCUUCCCCUCACUCUUCCCGCCCCCCGAGGCCUCCCUCCGCCGCCCCGCCGACACACGGGCCCCGCAAUGGCCGCCCGCGCCCGCUUCGUCCACAACCGCCGCGCGGCCGACGAGGACGGCUCCGACGAGGAGGAGGCUCUGUCCUCCUCUGACGACGGCGGCGGCGACGAGGAAGAGGAGGAGAUGGAGGCCGAGGGGUCCGAGGAGGAGGAGGAGCCAGCGGCCAGGGCGUCCUCCUCCUCCUCCGUAGCGGCAGCGGCCGCGGGGAGGGGCGGCAGGAAGGGCCCGAUUACCAUCAGCCUCAAGAAAGUCUGCAAGGUGUGCAAGAAGACGGGGCAUGAGGCGGGGUUCAAGGGGGCGGUGUACAUCGAUUGCCCCAUGAAGCCUUGCUUCCUAUGCAAGAUGCCAGGUCACACGACCUUGACUUGCCCACACAGGGUAGCGAUGGAGCAUGGUGUUAUCCCAGCCCCAAGAAGGAACACAAACACUUCACUGGAUUACGUCUUCCAGAGUCAAGUCAAAGGCAAGAUCUCCAUGGUUAAGCCUCGGUUUCUGGUGCCUAACCAAUUGGAGUGUGGUAACAUAAAAUUUCACCAAAGACGCGUGACCUGCUUGGAAUUUCAUCCAACUAAGAACAAUGUGCUUUUAUCAGGAGACAAGAAAGGCUUACUAGGCAUUUGGGAUUAUGUUAAGCUGCAUGAGAAGAUUACUUAUGAUUCUGUGCACUCCUGCAUUCUGAACAGUAUGAAGUUUGACACUGCAAAUGAUGGAGUGCUAUACACAGCUUCUUCUGAUGGGACUAUCAGCAGCACAGACUUGGACACUGGAAUUGGCUCGCCCUUGUUAAAUCUCAACCCAGAUGGUUGGAGUGGUCCAAGCACUUGGCGCAUGAUAUACGGAAUGGACUUAAACACCGAGAAAGGUCUUCUUUUGGUGGCAGAUAGUUUUGGGUUCCUUUACUUAUUGGAUAGACGGUCGAAGGAAAGAAUCGGGCAACCAAUUCUUAUACAUAAAAAGGGUAGCAAGGUAACUGGCCUGCAUUGCAAUCCUGCACAACCUGAAGUUCUUCUGAGCAGCGGGAAUGAUCACUUUGCCCGCAUUUGGGAUACAAGGAAACUUGAUCCCAAGUCUGCUCUUGCCAGCCUUGCUCAUGGACGGGUUGUUAAUUCAGGAUAUUUUUCUCCACGAAGUGGGAAUAAGAUCAUGACAACGUGCCAAGACAACCGAAUUCGUGUCUGGGAUUAUAUUUUUGGUAAUCUGGAAUCCCCAAGUAGAGAAAUCGUGCACAGCCAUGAUUUCAACCGUCACUUGACUCCCUUCAAAGCGGAGUGGGAUCCAAAGGAUUACUCGGAAACAGUUGCAGUCAUUGGUCGUUACAUAAGUGAGAACUACAAUGGGGUUGCUCUACAUCCCAUUGAUUUCAUAGACACCAGCACUGGGAAGCUUCUGGCCGAGGUGAUGGACCCUGACAUAACCACCAUCAGCCCAGUGAACAAGCUACAUCCUCAAGAUGAUAUCCUAGCCACAGGGAGCUCAAGGUCCAUUUUCAUUUGGAAACCAAAGAAUGAGGUCGAUCCCACGGAAGAGAGGACCAGCCAGAAGGUCAAGGAGUAUGUAUACGGGUCAGGUUCACACAAGAAACCAAAUGGCAAGCACGACAAUAGUAGUGAUGAUGACUCAGAUGGUGGUGGUGGAAAGGGCAAGAAGGCAAAGAAGACCCGCUUCACUCACACCGCGAAGGGAAAGGGCAAAUCCAAAGCUUGAUGAGAGAUGUAGUAUUAACCACCGCUGCUGGAGCUCAUUUUGGGUACCAUAUCGCGUCCUAGUCGUAGUUUAACAUGCUGAAGCAUGAUCAUCUUAAGAAACAAACAUUUUAGAGUUCGUUUUGUGUUGCUUUUGAACCCUGAUGUGCUGAAGCCUUGUGGUACCAUGGCAGUAUGCCACAGCCAUCUUGAGCAACAAACAUUUAGAAUUAGGCAUGUGUUGCUUUUGAAUCCUGAUGCGAUUUAGGGGUUAAAUCUGUGUAUAUAUAUAUAUAGGCUUGAACGCAGUUUCGAACACAAGUUGCUGAUCAUCUGCCCUA